Molecule: messenger RNA, 580 nt
Organism: Linum tenue
Lineage: Eukaryota; Viridiplantae; Streptophyta; Magnoliopsida; Malpighiales; Linaceae
Source: the annotation of a GenBank genome assembly
AAUCAUGUGCAGAGCUGUUGUAUGGUGAUGAGGCUGAACCUAGACUGCAACUCUUGUUGCAGGAAAACAAGGAGAAUCAUUCUCAGAAUCAAAGGGGUGGAGACGCAUAUGAUAGACAAGCAGCAAUGCACUGUGACGGUGUGCGGGAGAUUCAGGGCGUCGGAUGUGGCGAUUAAGCUGCGGAAGAAGAUGAAGCGCAGGGUUGAAAUCCUUCAUAUCGAGGAGGAGGGCGACUUCGGCGGCGGCCAGCCACCAGCUGAUCAUCAGGACAUUGAUAUGAGUCAUUAUGCUCCUCAUCAUCACCCAGCCUUCAUUGCUGCCACUAAUGGCGACUGAUCCAUAUAGUACACAAAAAGCUCUAUACACGGUACAAAAUAGACCAAAUCAUAUAUGCAGCUAGCUAGCUAGAGAAUAUGUAACAUUAGUUUGGGAAGGUGAUGCACAAAUCAGGGCUGCAUUUCUUUUACUAUAUCAUAUGUACUCCUUUCAUGGCUUGUUUUCAUGUUCCACUUGCAAAUGACGGCCGACUUUGACUACCCUGAUAAAUGAGGGUGUAAUGUAAAAUCGUGAAAUCCAGGCA